GGCGGGGGGUGGGGGGGUCGGGAGGAGAGGAAAUCCUCGGGGAGGUUCCUCCCCGAACGGCGGCAGCCUGGCAGACCCCGAGAGCUGCCCGCGGUGGGGAGGGGAUAGCGGGGCGGACCCGGAGGACAUGGAGGGCGAGGAGGCCCCGUCAUGGCGGGGUCCCGGCGGGGCCGUGCGGGAGCUCUGCCGCUCCUUCGGCCACUACAACCGGCACCUGGCGCGGCUGCAGCACAACCUGCGAGAGACCAAGAGGUUCUUCCGCGACGUCAAGUUCUCCCAGGGACAUCCCUUCGCCUCGGCCCUUGCCGGUGACGGCCCCCGCUCCGCCUGGGAUGGGGAUGGGGGUCCCGGGGACGGCGGCCCCAGCCCCGUCUCGUUCCCGCGGCACGAGGAGGAGCAGCUGCAGCGCUCGGUGAGCUGGAGGCCCUGCCUGCUGAUCCUGGGCCAGAACUGCCGCGCCAAGGGCCGCCUGCUCAACACGCUGCUGGGCCAGGAGCUGCUGCCCAGCCCUGGGACUGGCACCCAGGAGCUGCUGCCCAGCCCCGGGACUGGCACCCAGGAGCUGCUGCCCAGCCCUGGGACUGGCACCAAGGAACUGCUGCCCAGCCCUAGGACUGGCACUGCCACCAAGGAACUGCUGCCCAGCCCCAGGACUGGCACAGACACCGAGGAACUGCUGCCCACCACCGGGGCUGGCACUGCCACCCAGGAGCUGCUGCCCAGCCCCGGGACUGGCACCCAGGAGCUGCUGCCCACCCCUAGGACUGGCACCAAGGAGCUGCUACCCAAGGCUGGCUCUGAGGAACUGCUGCCCAAGCCUGGCAACCAGGAAUUGCUGCCCAGGGCUGACACUUCCACCAAGGAGCUGCUGCUUGCCACUGAGGCUGGCACUGCCACCGAGGAGCUGCUGCCUGGGGCUGGCACUAUAGAGCUGCUGCCCACCCCCAGGGCUGGCACCAAUGAGCUGCUUACCACCCCUGGCACUGACACUGAGGAGCUGCUGCCCACCCCCGGGGCUGGCACGGGCACAGAGGAGCUGCUGCCCAGUGCUGGGACUGUCACCAAGGAGCUGCUGCCCACCCCUGGCACUGUCACCAAGGAGCUGCUGCCCACCCCCGGGGCUGGCACCGAGGAGCGCUGCCGGCGCCGCCGGGUGCGCUUCACACACGGGGCACGGCCGCGGCUGAGCCUGGCACUGCCCGGGCAGUACGAGCUGGUGCAGGCACUGGUGGCACACAGCGGGCACUGGGACACCAUCCCUGAGCAGGACCUGCAGGUGCCCAGGGACGCCGAGGAUCCCGCACAGAGGGUGGCAGAGCUGGAAGUGGUGCUGCCCUGCGCGCUGCUCAAGGAAGUGGACAUUGUGGUGGCUCCAUGCCGAGGCUUCCAGUCAGCUGAGGCCACCCUGGCCGAGUUUGUCAACCAGGUGCUGCCCGUUGUCACCUUCGCCAUCAGCGAGCCCCAGCUGUCCCCAUCAGACCAGGCAGAACUUCGUGAAAUCAAAGAAAAAUUCUCCCUCCCCAUCUUCUUCCUGCGAAUCCCCGAGGCCGGCAGCGAGCUGAGCUCUCCCAAAAACCCCCCCAAGGACAAAUCCCCUCUGCACCUACAGCUGCUGGAUCUGGAAUACCUGAGCCCCUCCAGCCCCUGCGGCUGCGGCGUUCCCGGCUCCUCCAUGCUGGUGGAGCAGCUGGAGAAGCUGCGGCUGCUGAGCUCCUUCUCCAGGCAGGUGCUGCAGCAGCACCUGGUGGAGGCAGCCACGAGGCUGAGCGAGGUUCACGGGCGCUGCCUCAACAUCUUCAUCAACCAAGCCUUCGACAUGCAGAGGGACCUGCAGAUCACCCCAAAAAGGUUGGAGUACACGCGCAGGAAGGAGAACGAGCUCUACGAGUCGCUGAUGGGCAUCGCCAACCGCAAGCAGGAGGAGAUGAAGGAGAUGAUCGUGGACACCCUGGGCAGUAUGAAGGAGGAGCUGCUGGAGGAUGCUGCCAGCAUGGAGUUCAGAGACAUCAUCAUUCCCGAGAGCGGCGAGCCCGUCAGCUCCAAGGACAUCAAGCGCUGCAUCCAGCAGAUCCAGGAGCUGAUCAUCUCCAGGCUGAACCAGGCUGUGGCCAACAAACUGAUCAGCUCCGUGGAUUACCUGAGGGAGAGCUUCGUGGGCACCCUGGAGCGCUGCCUCAAGAGCCUGGAGGAGUCCUGGGAGGGCUCCGUGCACAUCACCAGCAACUAUCUCAAACAGAUCCUGAACGCCGCCUAUCACGUGGAGGUCACGUUCCACUCGGGCUCAACGGUGACCAGGAUGCUGUGGGAGCAGAUCAAACAGAUAAUCCAGCGGAUCACGUGGGUCAGCCCCCCGGCCAUCACCAGCGACUGGAAGAGGAAGGUGGCCCAGGAUGCCAUCGAGAGCCUCAGCGCCUCCAAGCUGGCCAAGAGCAUCUGCAGCCAGUUCCGCACGCGCCUCAACAGCUCCCACGAGGCCUUCGCCGCCUCCCUGCGCCAGCUGGAGGACGGCCACUCGGGCCGGCUGGAGCGCACCGAGGACCUGUGGCUGAGGGUGAGGAAGGAGCACGCGCCCCGGCUGGCCCGGCUCUCCCUGGAGAGCAGAUCCCUGCAGGACGUGCUGCUGCAUGGGAAGCCCAAGCUGGGCAGGGAGCUGGGCCGAGGCCAGUACGGGGUGGUGUACCUGUGUGACAGCUGGGGGGGACACUUCCCCUGCGCCCUCAAAUCCGUCGUGCCUCCGGAUGAGAAGCACUGGAACGACCUGGCACUGGAAUUCCACUACAUGAGGUCCCUGCAGUCCCACGAGAGGCUGGUGCACCUGCACGGCUCCGUUAUUGAUUAUGGCUAUGGAGGAGGCUCCAGCAUUGCUGUGCUGCUGAUCAUGGAGAGGCUGCACAGGGACCUCUACACGGGGCUGAAGGCUGGGCUGGAAUUGGAGCCACGGUUGCAGAUUGCCUUGGAUGUGGUGGAGGGGAUCCGGUACCUGCACAGCCAGGGCUUGGUGCACAGGGACAUCAAACUCAAAAACGUCCUGCUGGACAAAAAGAACAGGGCCAAGAUCACAGAUUUGGGGUUCUGCAAACCCGAGGCGAUGAUGUCUGGCAGCAUCGUGGGCACCCCCAUCCACAUGGCUCCCGAGCUCUUCACAGGGAAAUACGACAAUUCCGUGGAUGUUUAUGCCUUUGGGAUCCUGUUCUGGUACCUCUGCUCGGGCCAUGUGAAGUUACCUGAGGCUUUUGAGAGGUGUGCCAGCAAAGAUCACCUGUGGAACAACGUCAGGAGAGGGGUGCGUCCGGAGCGGCUGCCGGUGUUUGACGAGGAAUGCUGGCAGCUGAUGGAAGCCUGCUGGGACGGGGACUCCUCCCAGCGGCCUCUGCUGGGAAUCGUGCAGCCCAUGCUCCAGGGAAUCAUGGACAGGCUCUGCCGGGCCCCCUCCGAGCAUCCCCACAAAGGCCUGGAUGACUCCACCUGAGCGGGAGCUGCGGCAGGAUCCCGGGAAUUGAGGCGGGAUUUGGGGAAUUGCAGCCCCGCCCCUGCCGGGGGGCUGCGAGCCAGCCCCGAGGGGGGACAGGGAGGGGCUCGGGGGAGGGGGGAGGACAGCUCCAUCCCAAUCCCACCCUGUGGAAUUGUGGGGGACAGGGGGUGACAGCUCCAUCCCAAUCCCACCCUGUGGAAUUGUUUGGGACAGGGGGUGACAGCUCCAUCCCAAUCCCACCCUAUGGAAUUGUUUGGGACAGGGAGGGGCUCAGAGGGGUGACAGCUCCAUCCCAAUCCCACCCUGUGGAAUUGUGGGGGACAGGGGGUGACAGCUCCAUCCCAAUCCCACCCUAUGGAAUUGUGGGGGACAGGGAGGUGACAGUUCCAUCCCAGUCCCACCCUGGUAUCCCUGUGGAAUUGUUUGGGACAGGGAGGUGAGAGCUCCAUCCCAAUCCCACCCUAUGGAAUUGUUUGGGAUGGGGGGAUGACAGUUCCAUCCCAAUCCCACCCUAUGGAAUUGUUUGGGACAGGGAGGUGACAGUUCCAUCCCAAUCCCACCCUGGUAUCCCUGUGGAAUUGUUUGGGACAGGGAGGUGACAGCUCCAUCCCAAUCCCACCCUAUGGAAUUGUUUGGGAUGGGAGGUGACAGUUCCAUCCCAAUCCCACCCUGCUCUCCCCAUGGAAUUGAGGGAUGGAAAACCCAAACCUUUCCUGCUUUGCCAAUCCCACCCCAAGCCUUGGGAGGGAUCCAUGGGAUGGGAAAAUCCCUUCCCAAAACCCCAGGAGAACCAUCCUGCUCCUCCCUCUGCCUUUGGCAGCAAUUCCAGAGCGCUGGGAGAGGAAGGAAAAGGCACCAAACUUUAGGAUGAGGAAGUUGGGAAGCUCCAAGGAGCUGGAAAUGUUUACAUGGACAGGAGCAAAGCUUCCAUUUAUUUUUCUAUGGGGACUUGGAAAACCCCACCUGGAUAAGCUAUUGAUCCCUAAUCCCACCUUUUCCUCCUCUUUUUUCCCCUCUCCUUUGCUUCCUUCAAUUUCUUGGAAUGGCUGGAGAAACCUUCCCUCGCUUCCACCCCGCUUUCCUCAGAGGUUCUGCUCUCCAGCAGCACAAAAAGUCCUUAAAAUUCCAGAUUUUUCCAUGGGGAAAAGUGCCAAAAUUCCUUUAAAAUCGGGAUUUGGGGCUUGGAAUUCAUGGGAUUGUCGUGGCAAGUUUUAAACUGGGCUGAGUGUGCGCAGGAAUAUUUAAAAAUGAGGAUUUUUCCAGCUUUUUUUUUGGGUUUUUUUUCCAAGUUGGAUGGGAAGAAAGAUCCUUCCUUCUUCCCCUCACUUUCACUCCAGGGCUGGAAUUUGGUUGGAAAGAAUAAAAAAAAAUGGGGAUAGGGAAAAGGGGGAUCUUGGGCAAGGAUGUCUUUCCCAAAUUCCUGGAAAUCCCAGUUGGCUUCCUGCACUUUGGGGGUGGAAUUGGGCUGGUCUGGAGCAGGAAAGGCCCCGUGGUGGAACUGAGGAGUUGGGAAUUCUCCCUGGGCUUCCCAGGGAAGGUGGAAUUCCUUGGCUGGAAUUCCAAGGAUGGCUUCAGUGGGAAUCUUUUCCUUUCUUUGUG
This is a messenger RNA of Serinus canaria (Common canary), 5071 nucleotides long. It is a transcript of the gene DSTYK, whose product is annotated as dual serine/threonine and tyrosine protein kinase. The record is from RefSeq and is a predicted model, not a curated record. Gene Ontology annotation, molecular function: protein kinase activity; ATP binding. Lineage: Eukaryota; Metazoa; Chordata; Aves; Passeriformes; Fringillidae. Gene Ontology annotation, biological process: protein phosphorylation.